AUGGCUCCCGAACAUCUGCGUCGGCCCCCGCAGGCCCCGCCCCUCUUUACCGCGACUGCUCAGUCCAUCGUCGACGACGCCAAGCGCCUCAUCGAGACCUCCCGCAAAGUGCAGGACAAUGUCGUUGCGAACAUCAAGCCUGAGUCAGCGACUUUCGAUUCGGUGCUGAAGCCUCUGGCCCAAGAUGAGAAUACCAUGGCGCUGGAAUCCCACAUCUUGAGCUUCUACCAGGCCGUGUCGACGGAGCAGGAGCUACGGGAUGCGUCAUCCAAGGCAGAGGAGUUGAUGGACGAGUUCUUCAUUGAGACUGUGAUGCGUGAAGACGUAUUCAAGCUCGUCGAUGCUGUGCUGAAGAAGAACGAGAGCCUCGACCCGGAGUCCCGGAGAUUGCUGGAGAAGGAACACAAGGAUUACAUCCGCAACGGUCUGGGCCUUCCGGCCGGACCGAAGCGAGAUCGCUUCAAGGAGAUCAAGAAGCGUCUGAGCCAGAUUAGCAUUGAAUUCCAGAAGAACCUGAACGAGGAGAACGGUGGAAUCUGGUUCACACCCGAGGAGCUCGACGGCGUACCAGAAGACGUUCUAUCUGGCUUGAAGAAGGGCGAGGGCGAGCAUGAAGGCAAGCUCUGGCUGACCUUCAAGUAUCCCGAUCUGUUCCCGACCAUGAAGUAUGCGAAGAACGCGGAGACGCGCAAGCGGCUGAUGAUCGAGAACGAGAACAAGUGCAACCAGAACGUGCCUCUGUUCCGGGAGGCCAUCAUCCUGCGUGACGAGGCUGCUCGUUUGCUUGGAUACCCAAAUCACGCGGCGUUCCGCAUUGAAGACAAGAUGGCCAAGACCCCAAAGACGGUUGACGACUUCCUGGGAGACUUGCGGUCGCGUCUGACUGCGGGAGGACACAAGGAGAUCAAGGCCUUGUUGGAGCUCAAGAAGGCAGAUCUCGAGUCUCGCGGCGAGUCCUUUGAUGGCCGCUACUAUCUAUGGGACCACCGUUUCUACGAUCGCCUCAUGCUCGAGAAGGAUUACUCGCUGGAUCAGCAACUGAUCGCCGAAUACUUUCCCCUGCAGACGACCAUCGAGGGCAUGCUGAAGAUCUUCGAAGAGCUGUUUGGCCUUGUCUUCGUUGAGAUUACCGGUGAGGAUCGUGAAAAGGUUGCGCCCACCGGCAAGGGAAGCGAUAUCGUCUGGCACGAAGAUGUCCAGGUCUUUAGCGUCUGGAAUGACGAGGGCGAGGGCAGUGGGUUCGUGGGCUACCUCUACUUGGACCUGUUCCCCCGCCCUGGCAAGUACGGCCACGCGGCCAACUUCAACCUUCAGCCGGGCUUCAUCGACGCUGACGGCAAGCGGCGCUACCCCGCCACUGCAUUGGUGUGCAACUUCACCAAGCCUACGGCCAAGAAACCUAGUCUCCUCAAGCAUGACGAGGUGGUGACCCUGUUCCAUGAGCUCGGGCAUGGAAUCCACGACCUCGUCUCCAAGACGAUCUAUUCACGCUUCCACGGAACCAGCACUGUCCGGGACUUUGUGGAAGCCCCCAGUCAGAUGCUGGAGAACUGGUGCUGGACGCCGUCCCAGCUCAAGUCCCUGAGCAAACACUACUCGACGCUGUCGCCUGAGUACCUCGCCGCAUGGAAAGAACAGGCCAACGGCAAGUCCCAGCCGCCCGAGCGCAUUCCCGACGAAGUCAUCGAGAACCUGAUCCGGACCAAGCACGUCAACGACGCGCUGUUCAACCUCCGCCAGCUGCACUUUGGCAUCUUCGACAUGACGGUGCACGAAGCCGAAAGCCACGAGCAGAUCCAGAAGCUGCCCAUCUCCACCACAUACAACCAGCUGCGUAAGCAGAUUGCGCUGCAGGACGGCCCAGAGGUCCUAGGACUGGGCGACGAAUGGGGCCACGGCGAAGCAACCUUUGGUCACUUGAUUGGAGGGUAUGACGCUGGAUACUACGGAUAUCUCAGCUCCCAAGUCUACUCGGCCGACAUGUUCUACACCGUCUUCAAGGACGACCCGAUGAACCCAGCCGCCGGUCGCAGAUACCGCUACGGCGUCCUCGAGAAGGGCGGCAGCCAGGACGAGAUGAAGACGUUGACCGACUUCCUCGGCCGCGAGCCCAAGACCGACGCCUUUUACAAGGAAUUGGGGCUGGCUUAG
This is a messenger RNA of Aspergillus lentulus, 2151 nucleotides long. Its product is annotated as M3 family metallopeptidase. Gene Ontology annotation, molecular function: metalloendopeptidase activity. The record is from RefSeq and is a predicted model, not a curated record. Gene Ontology annotation, biological process: proteolysis; peptide metabolic process. Lineage: Eukaryota; Fungi; Ascomycota; Eurotiomycetes; Eurotiales; Aspergillaceae. Gene Ontology annotation, cellular component: mitochondrial intermembrane space.